Molecule: messenger RNA, 1393 nt
Organism: Lolium perenne
Lineage: Eukaryota; Viridiplantae; Streptophyta; Magnoliopsida; Poales; Poaceae
Biological process (GO): regulation of defense response to fungus
Molecular function (GO): metal ion binding
Source: RefSeq, a predicted model, not a curated record
UCGAGACGCGAUCAGACGGACCAGACUCGACAUCACCAUUUCUUUUGGCAGGCUUCGCCGUUUUCUCAUCAUAAGAGAACGCAUGGUUCACCUCUGCCUGCUUCAUCCACCUCCGUUUCUCCUCUGCCGCUCAUCGGCUCUGCAACCUUUGUCCUUCAGAGUUAUGAGAUGGGUAUACUGGUGCUUUCAGUAGACCUGCAAUGCUCCCGCUGCAAGAAGAAGAUCAAGAAUGUCCUGGAGUGCCUCCAAGAGGACUACUGCAUCGAGAAGAUUGAGUAUGAGGACAAGGACAACCGGGUGAUCGUCCGCGGCAACUUCGACACUGAUAAGCUGUGCAAGAAGAUCUGCUCCAAGGCCUGCAAGAUCGUCAAGCAGAUCGAAAUCGUCGACGAAUGGCCGCCGAAGCCGAAGGACCCACCAAAACCAUGCCCAAAACCUGAUCUGUGCCAUUGCCCAAAACCUGAUCCGUGCCAUUGCCCGAAACCUGACCCGCCAAAGCCAUGCCAUUGCCAGAAACCUGACCCGCCAAAACCAUGCCCAAAACCUGAUCCACCCAAACCAUGCGAAUGCCCGAAACCUGACCCACCCAAACCAUGCCCAAAACCUGAUCCACCAAAACCAUGCCAUUGCCCACCCAAACCAUGCCCAAAACCUGAUCCACCAAAACCAUGCCAUUGCCCACCCAAACCAUGCCCAAAACCUGAUCCACCGAAACCAUGCCAUUGCCCACCCAAACCAUGCCCAAAACCUGAUCCACCAAAACCAUGCCAUUGCCCUGACCCGCCAAAACCGAAACCGCCACCGCCGCCGGAGCCCAAACCAACAUACAAGUUCGUGCCAUACCCAUACCCGUACCCGUACCCCAUGCAGUGCCAGAGCUGGCCCUGGAACUGCUCUCCGCAGACGUGCCAAUGCCCCGCCCCACAGCCAGCGCCGCCGCCGCCGCCACCUCCCCCACCGCCAGUAGUGGAGCCGCCCAAGCCGAAGCCCUGCCAGUGCUCGCAAUCACAACACCACGGCUGUGGCUGCGGCGGCAAACCACCUGGGCCGCCGCCUAUCUGCUGGCCGCCGCCCACCUGGCCGCCGCAGCAGCCAUGCUUCCCGCCGGCAUGGACGACCGAGGAGAUCCCAUCCGAAGCCUGCUCCAUCAUGUGACGGCUGAUCUGUGAUUACUACUAUGAAUGAACACCGCAGUUUCCUUGGAUUAUUGUGGUGGUGCUACUUUAUCUACCGUGCCUCGGAAACCGUAAUAAUGCAAGACUUAGUGCUGGUCUUUGUUAUCUGUGUACUCUACGUGCGGUGUCGUUAAUUUACCUCUUCUGAUGUCCCAAAGUUUAUUUGGUUGUACAUGUAAUGCGUUAAUUUGUCAAUGUAAAUUUGUUUUCUUACUGUA